Molecule: messenger RNA, 2786 nt
Organism: Cynara cardunculus var. scolymus (artichoke)
Lineage: Eukaryota; Viridiplantae; Streptophyta; Magnoliopsida; Asterales; Asteraceae
Product: protein CNGC15b-like
Exons: 7
Coding region: 468-2603 (711 amino acids)
Biological process (GO): potassium ion transport; transmembrane transport
Cellular component (GO): membrane
Molecular function (GO): protein binding; voltage-gated potassium channel activity
Source: RefSeq, a predicted model, not a curated record
CCAUGUGAAUGGAUGCAUGUGUGCACUUUGUCUUUUAUCAAAUCUUCCAUAUUUCUUUUCUGUGUAUCUCACUCAUCUCAAUUUCUUCCCAUUUUAAUAUUCAUUCUGCUUCAACUUCUGAUUUGCCAGAUCGAUCUUCAAUUGCUUUUCCUUAUUUUAAUCCAACAACACAAGGUUUCUAAGAAUUCGUCACAUGUUUGACCUGAAUUUCUGGUUUAUAAAAGGGGGAAACCUGUUUUUUUAUUCACUUCACAUGAUUUCUGAUACCUUUUGAAGCAAAUCCAUUAAUGGGGUUCUCAUUUAACCCCUCUGCAACUCGCCGCCGGUCAAUUUUCCGGUGAUCCAUGAUUUCAUACCCCCUUUCAUGCCUUUUCUUCUUCAAUCACCAAAACCCUAAAACCCUAAUCUUUCUUCAUCAGAAACAGAUCAAGAUUGUCGAAUUCAAAUACCCAAUCGAUUGAAUCAUUAUGUCGUAUGCCAAUUCAAGAUCCGUAAGGUUUCAAGAUGAUAUCGAACCACCAAAGUUCCAAUCCGUUAAUGGCGACAACAUGUUUAAGGUUAAAUACAACAUUGAUGGAAAGCAACUACCUGAAUCAAGAAAACCCGAAAAAAGAAUCGAAAAAAACCCGCGAUCCUCGUUAAAAUCGAAAGUUCUAUCUCGGGUUUUCUCCGAGGAUUACGAGCGAGUGAAGAAGAAAAUCUUGGAUCCUCGAGGUUUAACCAUUCGAAAAUGGAACAAGAUUUUCUUGAUGGCAUGUUUCGUUUCGCUAUUCGUAGACCCGUUGUUCUUUUACUUGCCGUCGGUAAAAGACAACGUUUGUAUCGACAUUGGAUUCACCCUCGAAGUUAGUCUCACCAUUGUUAGAUCAGUAGCCGAUGUGUUUUACAUGAUUCAGAUAUACAUGAAGUUCGUAACCGCGUAUGUAGCGCCAUCUUCCCGCGUUUUUGGAAGAGGUGAGCUCGUUAUAGACUCUUCCAAGAUCGCGAAAAGGUACAUAAAGGGGGAUCUUUGGAUCGAUCUUCUAGCUGCAUUACCUCUUCCUCAGGUGCUAAUUUGGAUAAUUAUACCGAGUUUAAGUGGCUCGACGAUGGCAAACACGAAGAACGUUCUCCGAUUCAUCAUCAUCUUUCAAUACCUCCCUAGACUCUAUCUUAUCUUCCCCCUCAUGUCGAAGAUCGUCCAAUCUACAGGUGUUGUUACAGAAACAGCUUGGGCUGGAGCUGCUUAUAACUUGAUGCUGUACAUGUUGGCAAGCCAUUUUAUAGGAGCUUGUUGGUAUCUUUUAUCGAUCGAGAGGCAAGAAGACUGCUGGAGAAUCGUAUGUCUUGCCGAGGAUCCAUCGUGUGAGGACCAGUUUUUUGAUUGCAAAAGAAUUAGCGAACCCAGUAGACGCUCGUGGUUCCAGACGAGCAACGUGACAAAUCAAUGUGUACCCACCAGCGACUUUUAUCCGUUCGGUAUCUAUGGGGAAGCAUUGGAUGCAGAAGUUACUUCGGCUUUGUUCUUCAAUAAGUACUUCUAUUGCCUUUGGUUUGGCUUGAAGAAUCUCAGUUCUUUGGGACAAGAUUUGAUGACGAGCACUUACGUUGGUGAAAUCAUGUUCGCGAUAGUAACCGCGGUUGUGGGACUGGUUCUAUUCGCGUUGUUAAUCGGAAAUAUGCAGACGUAUCUUCAAUCGACAACGGUUCGAUUAGAAGAAUGGAGAAUCAGGAGAACCGAUACAGAACAGUGGAUGCACCACCGGCAACUGCCGCCAGAACUACGGCAGGCCGUUCGGAGAUAUGAUCAGUAUAAAUGGGUUGCGACUCGAGGGGUGGAUGAAGAAUCCCUUCUCAAAGGCCUCCCGUUAGAUCUUCGUCGAGAUAUAAAACGCCACCUUUGUUACGAUCUUGUUCGACGAGUAUCGUUGUUUGAUCAAAUGGACGAACGGAUGCUGGAUGCGAUUUGCGAGAGGCUAAAACCGGCAUUAUGUACUCAAGGGACUUGUUUAGUGCGGGAAGGAGAUCCGGUGAACGAAAUGUUGUUUAUCGUUCGAGGAAACCUCGAUUCGUACACCACGAAUGGUGGUCGGACCGGGUUUUUCAAUUCGUGCCGGAUUGGUCCAGGUGACUUCUGUGGCGAAGAACUUUUGACGUGGGCCCUGGACCCACGCCCGAGCGUCAUCCUUCCAUCGUCCACCCGCACGGUGAAGGCCAAUUCUGAAGUCGAAGCUUUUGCUCUCAUAGCAGAAGAUUUGAAGUUUGUGGCAUCGCAAUUCCGUAGAUUGCAUAGUAAGCAACUACGACACAAGUUUCGGUUUUACAGCCACCAGUGGCGGACGUGGGCGGCUUGUUUCAUCCAAGCGGCAUGGCGGCGGUAUAAGCGGAGGAAGAGUGUUAGGGAACUCAAGGCUCGUGAGAGCUUUACGAGUGUUGAUUACGAGUCAGGAGCAAGCUCACCGGUGCAUGGUAGGAACAAUAUGGCGUCACCGGACCCUGGGUUUGGUGCGUACGUUAAGAGGGUUGGUGCGAGUAGGAGGCCGGAUGGCUCGAAAGCAGGUGGUGGUGGUUCGUUGCAAAAGCCAGCAGAACCUGAUUUUUCUGUAGAUGAGGAGGACCAUUGAAAAAAUGGUCUCAAAAUGUGCAAAAAGUGAAAAGAAAGAAAGAAAGGGGUGGAAAAUGAAAAUAUUAUUCAGGAAUCAGGAAUAUGUGAAUAUGUAGACUUAUUCCGUACUUUUAUUAUGAUUCUUGAAUUGUAUACAUGGAUUUAGAGGAGAUGAAAAGAAUAACAUUUUGAGUGAAAUUAU